GGAGAGGAAAAAAAAGUUGCAUGCAUUAAUGGAGGAGAAAAAAUCAGAAAGAAAGAUGAUUUAAUUAUUGAUAAUUAAGGAGAUAUUUUAGGAUAUAAAAUUUUGAAUGAAUUAAUGGUGGAGUAAAAAUACGAGAUAUUAUGAGUAAAGUUAAAAAAUGAAAUUUUAUGUAAAUUUGAAUAUUAGGUAGAGUAUUACUAUGAAAUUUGUGUAAUCAUCGGUUCAUCCCAUUUAUUUCCUUACGAGGCCCAUCAGUUUCCUAGUCCAUGACACAAAGGCGUUUCGACCGUCCCCUUUCCCGCGCAUCCUUCGCAAUCGGCACGGAGUUGGCGAAUGCGACAAUGCUCAACAAUUCUCCUACAAUGGAGGAUCUCGACGGAGGAAUGGCGAGUGAAGUAGAAAGAGAAGAGGAAGAAUCCGUAACUCACUUACUCCGAGAUCGAUUCCGAUUAUGCACAAUCUCCAUUGCCGAAGCCGAGGCUAAACAAUGCGGUAUGGAGGUUUCUCAACCGAUCAUCACCUGUAUAUCUGAUUUAGCCUUCAAGUUUGCAGAACAGCUAUCGAAGGACCUAGAAUUAUUUGCACAGCAUGCUGGUCGUAAGUCUGUAAACAUGGAGGAUGUUAUUCUUUCUGCACAUCGGAAUGAUCACCUGACUACUUUAUUGAGAUCCUUCUGCAAUGACCUCAAAGCAAGAGAGCCCAAUUUGGAGAGGAAGAGGAAGAAGAAUUCCAGAAAGGAAGGUAGAGUUGCUCAAGGUUUACUUCGUACUCCGGACACUUAGAUUAGAGGUGUGCCCAGUUUCACCAUGUGUCUAGUAGCAUAAUAGCUUGGUGGGAGCAGCAUCUGUCCAGCAGCCACCACUUAUUACUGAAAAACUACCUCAAAGUAGUCAAGUGGAAGGAUAGUAAAAACUUUUGGAUUUGAACUUCUAUGUUUCAUUAAUCAGGGGCAAGCUUACAAAUUGGAGCAUGGAAUAGUAUUGGUCCAAUAGUGAUAUCAUGCUAGGCACAUAAUGUAGCUGCUGAGAAGCUUCCUCUGUACAUGAAUGUAGAACUUGCACAAAUAUAGAGUAUUGUCUGUAAAAGUAAUCAUUUGAUAAAAGGAUUAUUAUACUUUUUUUUAA
Molecule: messenger RNA, 1124 nt
Organism: Capsicum annuum
Lineage: Eukaryota; Viridiplantae; Streptophyta; Magnoliopsida; Solanales; Solanaceae
Product: protein MHF1 homolog
Exons: 4
Coding region: 267-782 (171 amino acids)
Biological process (GO): replication fork processing; resolution of meiotic recombination intermediates
Cellular component (GO): FANCM-MHF complex; Fanconi anaemia nuclear complex
Molecular function (GO): chromatin binding; protein heterodimerization activity
Source: RefSeq, a predicted model, not a curated record